UAGAGAGUGCCAGGAGUCCCUGGCAACAUCCUGCAGCUUUUGAAACCUGAGGGGAAAGACUGUGUCAUCAGCCAUUAGUGGAGGAGAGUGCCUAUGCAUCAGGAAGAGCAGGCUCUCCAGAUGAACACGUCUCUCCAGUCCACAGAAGAACCCUUAGAUAAGAAAGAUGACAAAUUGCAAAACCAGGAAGAGGAGCUGGAGUUUAAGGAACUGGAUGGUCUGAAGGAAGCCUUGGCAAACCUCCGGGGACUGUCUGAGGAAGAGAAGAGUGAGAAGGCGAUGCUUCGCUCCCGCAUCCAAGAGCAGUCCCAGCUCAUCUGCAUCCUGAAACGGAGGUCAGAUGAGGCCCUGGAGCGCUGCCAAAUCCUGGAGCUGCUCAACACAGAGCUGGAGGAGAAGAGGAUGGAGGAGGCUGAGAAGCUGAAGGCCCAGACUGAGCAGGCCCAGAAGGUGGAGGAACGCUUUAUGACUCUGGCAGCCAACCACGAGUUAAUGAUCCGCUUCAAGGAUGAGCAUAAGCAGCAGAAUGUCAAGCUGAGGGAGGAGAAUGAAAAGCUGAGACUGGAGAACAGCAACCUCUUCAGCCAGGCUCUAAAGGACCAGGAGGCCAAAGUAUUGCAGCUCACCACCCGAAGUGAGAUCCUCGCCAAGGAACUGGAGACCUUGAAACAGAGGUGUGUUCAGGAUGCCAGCCAGGCACAGGCCCGAGAGAAGGAGCUGCUGGAGCUGCAGAGCCAGCAGGCCUGCAUCCACACCAAGGAGACAGAGCAGCUGCACAGCCAGCUGCAGAGCCUCAAGCAGCAGCACCAGGAGGCUGUGGAGCAGAUGGCAAAGGCUGAGGAGGCACAUAGCAGCCUGAGCCAGGAGCUGCAGACCAGGCUGCAGACCGUCACCCACGAGAAAGAGGAGCUGCUGCAGCUGUCCAUGGAGAGGGGCAAGGUGCUUCAGAGCAAGCAAGCAGAGAUCCGACAGCUUGAGGAGAAGCUGGAAACAGCAGAUAUGGCCAGGAGGCAUGCCCUAGAGCGGUUUGAGCAAGAGGCAGUGGCCGUGGACAGCAACUUGAGAGUCCGAGAGCUUCAGCGCAGGGUGAAUGAAAUCCAGAAGGCCUAUGAUGAACUCAGGCUGCAGUCUGAAGCCUUUAAAAAGCACAGCCUGGAUCUUUUAAGCAAGGAGAGAGAACUCAACGCCAAACUCCGUCAUCUCUUUCCAUAAGGAAGCUUCUGCUUCCUCUGGCCUCUCAUUUAGAAUGUGAAUAUUUGUGCCUUAACCUUAUGUCAAGAGUAAAAAAUGAUAUUGUAUUUAUUAUAAUUUUAAGCACAAAAGGCAACUCAAAAGCUACUUUACUAUGA
Molecule: messenger RNA, 1349 nt
Organism: Trichechus manatus latirostris (Florida manatee)
Lineage: Eukaryota; Metazoa; Chordata; Mammalia; Sirenia; Trichechidae
Gene: CCDC89
Product: coiled-coil domain containing 89
Exons: 1
Coding region: 94-1212 (372 amino acids)
Source: RefSeq, a predicted model, not a curated record